Molecule: messenger RNA, 723 nt
Organism: Octopus bimaculoides (California two-spot octopus)
Lineage: Eukaryota; Metazoa; Mollusca; Cephalopoda; Octopoda; Octopodidae
Source: RefSeq, a predicted model, not a curated record
AUGUUAGUUGUUGUAGGCAUUGCUAUAUAUAUCACCAACUUUCCAGUUACUCGCUUACAGUCAAUACUCACAGAGACGUAUGUAUCAGUACACCUGAACAUUGAAGCGAUACAGAGUUACCUUACGUUGGUGAUAUUUCUUAUAACAUUUGUAAUAAGUGUCAUAGGUAUUACAGGAUGUAUGAAAACAAGUUUAGUUUUAUUAAAAUGGGAAUUGGUCUUAAGUUGUUUGAUGUUCAUUUGUGAUUCUGGCUUUUUGGCAUUUGCAAAUUUAUAUUUCUAUAACAGAUUAUCUGAUAUAUCAGAUCAAUGGAUAGAAAAGUUAUCAAUGACAUUAUUUAGCCUCCCAAAUACCACAGAUGACUUUUUGCAAGUGAUGGCGGAUAUUGAAAGCACCCUACUGUGUUGCGGAGUAACGAACUCAUUUGAUUAUGAAUUUUAUGCAGAUUUUUUUGGUGAAGAUCUUUACCCAAAGUCGUGUUGCUAUGAUCCUACUCACCUCUCAUAUGACUGUUCUUCUAAACACCCUCCAAGAUCCCGCCCUGGUUGUUAUGAAGUUUUUUCAAAACUCAAAAAAAACCAGGUGACAUUGCUCAUAGAGAUAAUUUUGGCCCUGAUUUCUUUACAAGUAAUCAUAAUACUUUGUACUUUUAAGAUUGUUAAGGAUAUCAAAGCGAAUAUGGGCAUAAGGGAAUGCUCUACAUCAACUUACUGCAUCGACUAA